CAUUAUGCAGCUUAUCUUAUUUCUUCUUUUCUUCAAACAAGCUGUCGAUGAUCUUGUUCAGAUAAGUGUCGCCGAACGUCACAAUCUCGAGUAACACAUUGAUAUUGUAACACGUUGGAAACCCGGGAGACAAAUACCACGAUGUUCUUCAAAUUCGAUUAUCAUCUUCGGACUCCUCGUCGAUGAUUCUUAAUUGAUCUAUUUAAUCGGCGGCUAUUUUCCCGGCUGCACUUCGAUCAUAGAAUUUCAAGAAAAUAUCGGCAGACACCUCGUGAAGCCCGUGAACCAUCGCGCGAUGAACGAGCAAACAAAUCUUACGAUGAAGAAAGAGAGACCGAUGCGUGGAUCGCAAGCUCCAGGUGAUCGGAACGCGCGUACCAGCGAAGACGACUGUCGACGACUGUCGCGUGGGCGGACUGGCAAGCCUCGUGCUUUCGAGAGGAUCGACCAACCGUUGUGGAAUCGUAAAAUGGUCCCGUGCAUGGAUUGGCUGAGGAAACGUAGGAAAGGCGGCAACCAAUGUCCUCUAUCUUCAAAAAGAAUCUAACCGCCAGUGAAAUCACUCUGACGAAGCAUGGAUCCUGGUGGCCAAUCGACGAUUUCGCCUUGGAGGUAUCGAGGGUCCGCCAUGUUGCCCCGGAGCUUUCCUAAUUUAGAGUUUAAUUAGCACCCGAGGAACAGGAGAACCGUGCACAGGCAUCGAUUGGACGGUUACCAUCGUGGCAACAGAGAGGAAAAAGACGUCGAACAGAGACGAUGAUAUGUCAGCAGUCAGUGUUCGGCUCGUCUUCGCCGACUAGUGUGAAAUAUCGCGCCCAAGUGUUACGAGCACGGCCACGCGGCCGCGGGACCGAAUAGUCUCGCCGAGAAAUAGAUUUUCCAUCCUUGUUCACAUCCUUCUUCCGACGCUUUGUCUCUUCUUCCGCCCUCGACUUCUAUUCUUCUUCUUCUUUCAUCCUUGACGAUCGUUAAUUCGGAAAAUCGAACUGGAUUAUAUAGUUUCAAGGAAAGAACAGUUUCGCUUGUAUUCUAUUACCACUGAUCUUCCGUUUUCGUCUUUCAUCUUGUGUCUUCGUCAAAUCUGGCAAUAGUGACUUGAUUGAUUUAGAGAAUAGUGUUUGAUAAUAAUAAACGUUUAAGUAUAUAUAUAUAUAUAUAUAUCGGAUCGAAGAAUAACUGAGAUCGUACGUUUUUUCUUUUGAAAACUGAAUUGUGAAGUAGAAAAGGAAAAAGCUCGAGAGAAGUGUUUUUGGUGAACCUCUCCCGAGUCGCAGCUCGGGUCACAGAGGUCGAGGAACGAGCUCUGGGCGUCAAAGAAACGGGAAGAUGCAGCCUGCACCGGCUACACCUGGUUCUCCAACACGGUCAUCCUGUUGUGAACGAGAUCGCGAGAGGGAAGUGCACGAAGAUCGUGGAAGGGAACGGAACAGCGCUGGAAGACAAAGUCGGACGACUGCCGAGGAGGACCACGAAGAGAGAAGCAACGAGAGGACGGUGAUUUCGGGGCAGAACCUUGGUACCAUGACUGUCAGCGGGAAUCAGGGAUUGCCUCUUUCUUUGUCUCUCGAGGACAGAGAUUUGUGGACCAAGUUCCAGUGUUUGACCAAUGAAAUGAUUGUUACGAAAAAUGGAAGACGCAUGUUUCCUGUAGUCAAAGUGGUCGCAAGGGGGUUGGAACCGAAAGCUAUGUACACUCUUCUUCUUGAAUUCGUUCAAGUGGAUCCACACAGAUGGAAAUACGUUAACGGAGAAUGGGUCCCAGGCGGAAAAGCGGAAGUCGCCCCACCAAAUCCGAUUUACAUCCAUCCUGAGAGUCCAAAUUUUGGAUCUCAUUGGAUGAAAGAAGCGGUAUCGUUCGCUAAAGUGAAGCUGACAAACAAAUCCAAUGGAAACGGUCAAAUUAUGCUAAACUCCCUACACAAAUAUGAACCUCGAGUUCAUCUAGUUCGUGUAGACGCGGUAGAGGAAAGAACGGUGUUGACUUACCGUUAUCCUGAGACGCAAUUCAUAGCGGUGACAGCUUACCAGAACGAAGAAGUCACAAAUUUGAAGAUUAAAUACAAUCCUUUCGCGAAAGCGUUCCUCGAUGCUAAAGAAAGACCUGCCGAUCCGCAGACCUAUCCGCAAUACACCGGCGCUUGGUUUUUGCCACAACCUACUAUGGGAUACGAAUAUAACACAGCCACGGCCAUUGCGGCCGCACAAAAUCAAGCGUCAGUGACGGUCAAUAACCAUCUCCCUAAUUCUUGUACCGUUUCUACAGCUGCCCAUAGGAAUACCUGCAGAUCGGCGCCUUACACUCUCAGACAUAAAUACAUUCAAGAUGAACAACGCACAGAUCCAUACGGCUCAGUACAACUGUUGCAUUCCACAGCGUACGUAGCAGCACCAGGCUGGUCACCACGCAGUCCAGAAUCCCUGCAGAACCUAAAUCCAGCUUGUCUACCACCCACGCAGGAAUGGCCCACGUCUCCUUCACCGUCACCAACCUCAUCCUCUCACGCGGUAUUCAGUAGAGGCGUUGUUGGAACUGCGUCUCCAACCACCGCUACAGGAUGUACUCUAUAUGUACCAUCAAACUUAUCUUCUGUCCCUCAAGAGCAUAGUCAUUGCACUGAUACUUCAGCUUGGAUUCAUCCUACAACUUUGUCAGAGCAACAACAGCAGCAACAACAAUCUUACUUGAAUUUGAAUUUACAUUUACAUCACCAGAUGUCAUCUUAUACAUCAGUUCCUCAUACAGGGUUACAUCAUUCUUUACACCCAAAUGGAACAGAUGCUGUUCCUUCUGUCGACGAGUAUGUUCACGAAUAUCAUGCCUCUCCAGUUCAAUCUACGACGCCUGAUCGUCACUCACAGCAUCACCAUUCUCAAAUGUUACACAUGCAACCAAUCCAACAAACUGGAACAGUGUCACCUGUUAGUGUCGAAUAUGAUACUCCUUCUAAAGAACAUCAUAUAUCUGUUAGUUAUUCUGAACAAAACACGGAUACGUUGAAUGAUGUACAGGCAGAUGAAAACAGGAGAUACUUGACAACGGUAAUUGAUAGACAUCACCGGCAAGAUUCGGAUAUUGCGAAUAACGAACAUCAAGCUACAGCUUGGACUCCACUGACACCACCGCCUGCACCACAAACUACAGCAAUUUGAUUUCUGUAUGUGAUACAAAUAAUUUUAUUUAAGAUAUGGAGUUGCUACUUGAUAAUUUCUAUAUUUGUUUUAAUAGUUAGGUGACUAAGUAUGAACAAAUCGUAUUAAAUCACAGUAUCCUGUUGUAUGCAAUACGAAUGAGAUAUAUAUGAUUGAAAUUAUUGAUAGGUAUAUAGAAAUUAGAUACAAAGAGAAAUAUCGAAAUAAAUAUCGCGAACACACAAAUAAAAAUAUCGGAAUAACGAGACUAAUUAAUCUGAUAGAUUGUUAAAUUAGUUACUUACUUACGUACUUUGUAAUUAUCUAAUCAAAUUUAAUGUCAAUUUCUGAAAAAUGAAUCCGUCCUAAAAUCGUGUCUUGAUGUUUUUAGAUAAUAUGUAUUAAAGAUAACAUAAUCGUUAUAAUAAAAUACAGUAAACGUAUAUAUACCAUUUUACAUACCUUCCUCGGUAUUAAAAAAGAGUACUCUAAAGUCGUGAGAUGAUUUUUUCAUGUCGUGAUAUACGAUAAUCUAUUCAUAAACAAAUGCUCAUGUAUAUACAUUUCUUAAAUAGAACGAAAAGAAGGCACUUUUACAUUUUGUUCGUAACAACUCGCUAAAAUUUAUAUACAAAUUUACAAUUGUUAUAUAUACAUACAAUAGUUAAUUAGACUCAUACACGGCGAAGUUUCUACAGAGCAAAAAAGAUUUUAAUAAAUUCAUAAUUUAUAUAAUUACAAAAUAGUACAAUGAAAAAAGGACCAAAAUGUUAUUUCUCACUUCAAAAGAUACCCACAAUCCUACAAAAUUCGUUUCCAUAUACUACCUUGAAUUGACUAGUAUAAUUGACUAGCAUAAUUCACGAUAGUAAUAAUGAUUGUAUUUCUAAUUCUUCUACUUUAUUUAUAUUUAUACGAAAUAAUAUUCUAUAUUUUUAUGAUAUAAAUAAUUAUAAAUUAU
Molecule: messenger RNA, 4090 nt
Organism: Bombus pyrosoma
Lineage: Eukaryota; Metazoa; Arthropoda; Insecta; Hymenoptera; Apidae
Gene: byn
Product: T-box transcription factor T
Exons: 6
Coding region: 1327-3150 (607 amino acids)
Biological process (GO): cell fate specification; regulation of transcription by RNA polymerase II; mesoderm formation
Cellular component (GO): nucleus
Molecular function (GO): DNA-binding transcription factor activity, RNA polymerase II-specific; RNA polymerase II cis-regulatory region sequence-specific DNA binding
Source: RefSeq, a predicted model, not a curated record